Molecule: messenger RNA, 971 nt
Organism: Aedes aegypti (yellow fever mosquito)
Lineage: Eukaryota; Metazoa; Arthropoda; Insecta; Diptera; Culicidae
Exons: 4
Coding region: 97-825 (242 amino acids)
Source: RefSeq, a predicted model, not a curated record
UGUUUGAUCCCAGUAAUCUGUGCAAUCCAACUUUAGUAAAUUUUUGUUGUUUUCGGAUGAAACAAAUUCCAAUUCUAGGAAUUAAAUCUAAAUUUAAUGAUGGAAAAGCUAAGUCUCACGGAUCUGAGAAGACAGUUUUUUGGUCCAACGCUGGAUGAAAGCGUUCUUUAUGGGGUGGAUGCUGUGGUGGAGCAUAUCGGAGUAUCGAACCGUGAUGGCGGAUCCGGGCGGGAAGAUCAACAAACAAAAAAUGGAAGGGAAUAUUCAAACGGAUUGGAUGACCUUCGGCAAGAUGUGACUUCCGCUGAUACUCUGGAUUCUGUCGGAAGCAGAGAAAAACGGAGCGAUCUUAACCAAAAUCAGUCGAAAGAUCAAAUGGAUUCUGAAUCAAGGAAGCAAAACUCUACCAUAUUGGAGGAUAAUCAUCGAAAACCCUCAAUAAGCUCUUCGGGAAGUAAAGGUUCGAAAAACAGUACACAAAGAAAAUCUAUGGAUUCAGAUUUAAAGACAAGAGCAUCAUCUGAUGUAUCAACAAAAAGUAGUGAACAAACUGAAAACCAAAUGCUGCCGAAAGAGGAGAAGAGGGUAUCAAUUGAAAGUUCUGCUAGCAGUACCAAAUCCAAAGAUAAUAAAUUGACAGAGGCAUCAAUAUCAGAAUACGCAUCUACCAAAUCAAAUCGAAAUAACAGAUCAGAAGAAUCUGUUAAGAGUAGAAGGAUGUCAAGUCUUUCAAGUCGAAUGAACAUAGUUGAUGAGGUCGUAGAGAGCUUUGGAGAAACCGAAAAAUUUGUCCCAUGUAACGAAAACUUGGAAAACAGAAGUUGAAUCUCACAACCGAAACAUAUUUGAGCCCAAUGAGCCAAACGACAUGGUAGAUCAUCUAAAAUGCAUGUUCAACUUAUGCACCAAUCAUCUUCUACUGUGUAUCUCGUAUAUUGAAUAUCGAAAGACUUGUUUCUCUAUCUUUUAAA